Hyalella azteca is the source of this 1714-nucleotide messenger RNA. RefSeq names its product phosphoglycerate mutase 2. The record is from RefSeq and is a predicted model, not a curated record. Gene Ontology annotation, biological process: glycolytic process. The coding region runs from base 120 to 884 and encodes 254 amino acids. The transcript has 5 exons. Gene Ontology annotation, molecular function: intramolecular phosphotransferase activity. Lineage: Eukaryota; Metazoa; Arthropoda; Malacostraca; Amphipoda; Hyalellidae.
UUUUGACCGGCUGCGAGUUCAAUACCAGGUUGCUAACAAUACUCUUCUGCACUCGUCAACAUUUUCGUGCGUUGUCAGGUCACACUGGUAGUAACAGGCGGCACUACACUGCUCUCACGAUGGCAAAGUAUCAAAUUGUUAUGGUUCGCCAUGGUGAAAGUGAAUGGAAUAAACUUAACAAGUUCUGCGGUUGGUAUGAUGCUGAUUUAUCAGAACAAGGUCGUAAUGAAGCUAAGGCAGCUGGAGUGGCUUUGAGAGAAGCUGGUUACAAGUUUGAUAUUGCACACACUUCUGUGUUGACCCGAGCCAACAAGACCCUUGAUGCUAUCCUUAAGGAAAUUGGCCAGACAGACAUUCCUAUUCAAAAGACAUGGAGACUGAAUGAGCGUCACUACGGAGGGCUCACUGGCCUCAACAAGGCCGAAACGGCAGCCAAGCACGGAGAGGAGCAGGUUCAGAUCUGGCGUCGCAGCUUCGACAUUCCCCCGCCUCCUAUGGAGGAGAGCAGCGAAUAUUACAAGAUCAUUGUCGAGGACCCACGCUAUGCCAACGGACCUUCCAAGGCCGAAUUUCCUAUGUUUGAAUCACUCAAGUUGACCAUUGCGCGCACUCUGCCGUACUGGAAUGACACGAUCGUGCCGCAGCUCAAGGAAGGCAAGAAGAUCCUCAUCGCCGCCCAUGGUAACUCUCUGCGUGGCAUCGUCAAGCAUCUCGAUGAAAUGUCGGACGAAGCUAUCAUGGGCCUGAACCUCCCUACUGGCAUCCCAUUUGUGUACGAGCUUGACGAAAACUUCAAGCCCGUCGUGAGCAUGAAGUUCUUGGGCGAUGAGGAGACCGUCAGGAAAGCCAUCGAGUCUGUGGCAGCGCAGGGCAAGGCCAAAUAAAUAAAAGUGCAUUGCAACUAGCAUCCCAGGUACGCAGGUUUGUUGUAACAUGCACGUAGCACCUCGGUGUUGGGAUCUUUGUAUGUUAUGUGUUAUGCACACUUGAGAUCAAAUGAAAUACUAAGUCGAAAUAUCGAGCUAAUCUAUGCUCGUAAAAUAGUCUCACGACCGUGGAUUUUGGGGGGUUUUGUUUAUACAAAUGUGAUUCCCGUGUGUUAAGUUGAAUUGAUGAUCUCUUCUGCUGAUUAAAUUCACAGUAAAAUCCGCGCUUGCUUAGACUAUCUGGUGGUGAGCUGAGAUCGUAGUCAAGGCUCUUUGUCUCUAUUUGUAGGCACGCUGGUUAAAUUCACAGGAAUGCUUAGUAGAGCCUUCUAAUGGUAGGAACUAACUUGGAAAAUAUCUGUACAUGUGAGUGGUUACAGCCCUUUAGGCGGAGUAAACUAUCGAGGUUGGUUCGAGUCUUCGUCGACUAGAGGAUUCUUAGCUGUUCCUCGUUUUCAGUUUUUCUUGAAAACAACGUCUUACUGACAUAACUGCGAACAAAUAUUUCAUGUGUUAAGUCAAGAUCCCAACUUAGGGCUGUAAUAAUAAUAGUGCAUAAAACUGCCUAAGUUAAGUUCAUAUUGGAUAAGUGCCCUUAAAUAUUGUCCUUCAUUUUAAUGCCAUAGUUGAUUUAUUAAAAGUUUACAUCUGAUAAGUUAAUUCUUCGCUUCGUGGAGUUUAAAGUUCUUUAUCUCGAAUCUAAUUGUUCUGUCAGAAUUAUUGGUAUCUAGUCUGCGGUAAUCCCCGUAUUUUGCUGUAGCAGAAUUAAAGCAAUACUCGGCAAAGUC